Messenger RNA from Hipposideros armiger (great roundleaf bat), 3904 nucleotides. It is a transcript of the gene MARS2, whose product is annotated as methionyl-tRNA synthetase 2, mitochondrial. Gene Ontology annotation, molecular function: methionine-tRNA ligase activity; ATP binding. The transcript has a single exon. Lineage: Eukaryota; Metazoa; Chordata; Mammalia; Chiroptera; Hipposideridae. Gene Ontology annotation, biological process: methionyl-tRNA aminoacylation. The coding region runs from base 1911 to 3749 and encodes 612 amino acids. The record is from RefSeq and is a predicted model, not a curated record.
UACAUCAUCUAUAUAUCACAUUGUGUGUUCACCACCCAGAGUCAAUUCUCCUUCCAUCACCAUAUAUUUGCAUCAACAACUAUUUGUUUCAAGGAGUUCUGGUAUAAAGGAAAAGAAAGAAAUGGAACAGAAGUGGGGGGUUGAAAAUUUUUUUUCUUUUUAAGAUGUAAGAAAAAAAAUAGUAAGUUUGUAUGCUGAAGAAUAGAUUCUAUGGGUAAGGCAGAAAAAAAUGCUGGAGAACCUGAUUUCUCUGACACUUAGCCUGGAUUUGUUUCCCAGUUCUGGGGGCUGUACAUAUGCUCCAGUUUUAAGUUUUACCUAUCCUUCACUCACCCUUCUUAAACUGCAAGGUCAAAUAGAGCACAUCAACUAAAUACCCAAAGGAUACUUGUACUUAUUGUAACUCCUACAGAGAAGUUGACUGGUCCAUUUUCCAUAUCACCACAGAAAUCAGAUCCAACUUACCCUAUGCCUCCAUUCUUAAGUUAUUGUAAGGCAGUCAAAAUGAAUUAACUAGCAUCACAGGUAAAAACAUGGAGUCUUAGUAACAAAUUGUUGAGUGAAAAAGGUUAAGUUGAAGACUACCUGUAGUGUGAUAUCCUCUUAAAAAUAUUUAAAUACAAGCAAAAUGAAACAAUAUGUACCAUGUAUUUUAUAACAUGAAUGCAAAACUACAAAAUUCAGGACAAUGAUUACCUCUGGGAGAACAGAAAGACAAGGAGCACAUAGAUCUAAAUCAUUGGUAAUCUCCUAGUUCAGUGGUUCUCAAACUUUGGUGUGCAUCAGAAUCACCUGGUGAGCUCAUUAAAACCUAGAUUACUGGGUCCCACCCCAAGUUUCUGAUUGAAUAGGUGAGUGUGUAUGUGUGGGGUGUGUGUGUGUGUGUGUGUGUGUGUGUGUGUGUGUGUGUGUCCCCUAAGAUUAUACAUUUGCAAUGCGGUCCCAGGCGGCGCUAAAGCUGCUCUUCUGGGACCACACUUGAGAACCACUUCUAGUUCUUGGGUUGAGUUGUGGGUUCACAUGUAUUCCUUUCCAUUUUAUUAUUAAAUGAAUAUAGUAUUUAAAUAAAUAAUAAAAAAGAUGGCUUGUUAUAGACCAAAGAUGAGAGCAUGUAAUGAAGCAAGGAGUAAUAUUAAUCCAAUUCUGGGCUCCUAAGUCAUCCCGCUCCAAAAGAGCUAGGGUUCCGUUAGUAAAAGCAAACUUGAAAAAAAAAAUGCUCUAAGAACCUCAAGACCAUUUAAAAAGAACAUUACUACUUUGAGAAAUAAAUUGGAAAAUUGAUUCUCCCUUAUGUACACAGUGACAACAUAUUGCAUUCCACACCCCGGGAUCUAAAUGUUUGGCAGACUUGGCACAUCGCAAAUCUACCUCUUUUGUCGAUUCGACAAAAGCGGAGUGUGUUUAAAGAUUUCCUUUACUUUUUCAGUUCUUAUACUUCCCUCAAGUACCCUAGGUAAUUAUUUUUCUUCCUCCCUCCCUCCUUCCAGAUUGUGUCCACUGGGUUCUGAGAGAAAAUUUAGAUGAUAUUUCAGAGCCCUCCGAUGAUCAGGGCCUAUGUAGAAUGUCUGUGUCCUGCAGUGUGCCAGCCACCGACUGGGGUUUGAGAAACGCCCUAAUACAAAAUUCUUGCCCACAAGCAGUUCAGCCUAGUGGGAAAAACAGCUCUGUAAAUAUAACAUUACAACUCAAAGCAGGCCACACAGGAUGUUAUAGAAAGGUAAAGAUUUAUCCGCUUUCAUAACCUCCCCUAAGCCCAGUUCACCUAAGCUAUCAGUAUCUCCAGCGCGGGGCAGCACUUCACAGCCGCAAAAUCCGAAACCGGCGGAGGGAGGAGGCGCGGGCGCGGGCGCGGGCGCGGCGGCGGAGGACGGACGCUCGGGGCCGGAAGCGGCGGUGCGGCCCGGCUGCGCAUGCGCCCCUCACACGUGCUUCCAGAACGCCCACUCCGCCGUUUGGGCCCCGCCGGCACCAUGCUGCGGGUUUCUGGCUUGCGGUUGCUAGGACGCGCACUGGCGAGUAGGGUCUCGCUCCUGGAGUACUCUAACCUACGCGUCUAUAGUUCCGGUCCUCUGGGUGCCGGCGACGAAGCUCACGAUGCGCGCGCUUACUUCACGACACCCAUAUUCUAUGUGAACGCCGCGCCCCACAUUGGGCACCUGUACUCGGCGUUACUGGCGGACACCCUGUGCCGCUACCGUCGCCUCCGAGUUCCCAGCCCCGCCGCCACGCGAUUCUCCACUGGUACCGACGAGCACGGCCUGAAGAUUCAGCAGGCAGCAGCCGCUGCGGGCCUGGCCCCGACCGAGCUGUGCGAUCGAGUGUCGGCCCAGUUCCAGCAGCUUUUCCGGGACGCUGGCAUCUCCUCCACCGACUUCAUCCGCACCACCGAGGCCCGGCACCGGAUGGCUGUGCAGUACUUCUGGGGAGUGCUGAAGGCUCGAGGUCUGCUCUACAAGGGGCUCUAUGAAGGUUGGUAUUGCGCCUCCGACGAGUGCUUCCUGCCUGAGACCAAGGUCACCCGGCAUCCGGGCCCGUCGGGGGAUUCAUGUCCUGUAUCUCUCGAGAGCGGGCAUCCCGUUGCUUGGACAAAGGAAGAAAACUACAUUUUCAGGCUUUCCCAGUUCCGGGAGCCGCUCCAGCGGUGGCUGAGGGAGGACCCUCAGGCCAUCACCCCGGAGCCAUUCCGUCACUCCGUGCUUCAGUGGCUGGAGGAGGAGCUGCCGGACUUGUCAGUCUCUCGCAGGAGUAACCACUUGCACUGGGGCAUUCCGGUGCCAGGGGAUGAUUCGCAGACCAUCUACGUAUGGCUGGAUGCCUUGGUCAACUACCUUACUGUAAUUGGCUACCCAAAUGCUGAGUUCAAGUCUUGGUGGCCAACCACCUCACAUAUCAUAGGCAAGGACAUUCUCAAAUUCCAUGCUAUCUAUUGGCCUGCUCUCCUCUUAGGGGCUGGCAUGAACCCACCACAUCGCAUCUAUGUCCAUUCUCACUGGACAGUCUGUGGCCAAAAGAUGUCUAAGAGUUUGGGCAACGUGGUGGAUCCCAGGACUUGCCUUGACCGCUAUACUGUGGAUGGCUUUCGCUACUUUCUCCUUCGUCAGGGCGUCCCCAACUGGGACUGUGAUUACUAUGAUGAAAAAGUGGUCAAGUUGUUAGACUCAGAGCUGGCAGAUGCUUUGGGAGGUCUCUUGAACCGAUGCACUGCCAGUAGAAUAAAUCCUUCUGGGACCUACCCGGCCUUCUGCACUACCUGUUUUCCCAGGGAGCCCGGGUUGGGGCCAUCAGCUCGUGCUCAGGCAGACGACUAUGCUCUAGUGAGCGCAGUGGCCACUUUACCCAAGCAGGUAGCAGACCACUAUGCUAACUUCCAGAUCUAUAAGGCUCUGGAGGCAGUGUCCAGCUGUGUACGGCAAACUAACGGCUUUGUCCAAAGGCACGCACCAUGGAAGUUGAAUUGGGAGAGCCCAGUGGAUGCUCCCUGGUUGGGUACUGUGCUUCAUGUGGCCUUAGAAUGUUUGCGAGUCUUUGGAACUGUGCUCCAGCCUGUCACCCCAAGCCUAGCUGACAAGCUGCUCUCCAGGUUGGGGGUCUCUGCCACAGAGAGGGGCCUUGGAGAGCUCUAUUUCUUACCUCGAUUUUAUGGACUUCCUUGCCCUUUUGAAGGGAGAAGGCUGGGACCUGAAAGUGGGCUCUUGUUUCCACGCCUGGACCAGUCCAGGGCCUGGCUGGUGAAAGCCCAGAGGACCUAGAAACUCAGUUCUUACUGGCUUGUGGUAAAAAAAGCAAAUGUGUUACUUUCUUAUUUUGCAUUUUCAGUUAAGUUAUACUGUUUUCUAAAGGGUUCCAUCAAAUGAGCACAUAAGUGCCGUCCCUGUGAAAAGAGGUUUGUAACCUUUCAGUUGCC